AUGGCUGGCUGGCUGGCGUUGGUGAGUUUCCCGAUGGGAAAAAGAUCGACACUUGGGGUUGCAACAACACUGCAGGAGAUGCAGACGCUGACAGGCUCAGCUCAUCCUUACCCCAUGGGAAACCCCGACGAGGCGCAUGCGAAAGUUGGAGAUGACAGCGGUCUGAUCAAGAUGAUGAUGAUGAUCAUCAUCAUCAUCAGAGAUGAACAAGUCGGUGAUGAUUUUGGUGCCGUGAGCGUGUCGGAAAACGCUCCGGGGAUGUCCGACUCACCCGUUGCACCGCCAAGAAGUGUUUAG
Aspergillus neoniger CBS 115656 is the source of this 297-nucleotide messenger RNA. RefSeq lists its product as uncharacterized. NCBI's taxonomy places the organism in Eukaryota, Fungi, Ascomycota, Eurotiomycetes, Eurotiales, Aspergillaceae. The transcript is spliced from 3 exons. The record is from RefSeq and is a predicted model, not a curated record. The coding region runs from base 1 to 297 and encodes 98 amino acids.